AUGGAAGCUCCCGUGCCCAGCGGAACAACAGAGGCGAAAAUUGUUGUUGUGACCGAGGAUGGCGAUACUAAUCAGAAGCAGCCGCAAUCAUCAUCAUCGGCUGCCGACGGAGUCUCGCCGUCCCUCCAUGUGAGAGAAGAUCGCGAGGAGGUCGUGGCCCGCGCCUCGCGCCUGGCAGAAGAGCUGGCCACCCAAUGGCAGGGCGGCUUCACCCUCUCCGCUCCGCGCGUACGGCCCCAGCCUGGCGCCGCCGAUCCCUUCACCUUCUACACAGCGGUCCUCCGCCGACCCCGGCUCGUCCUCGCGCCCAUGGUGGACAUGAGCGAGCUGCCGUUUCGUAUGCUGUGCCGCAAGUACGGCGCCGAGCUGUGCUACACGCCCAUGUACCACUCGCGCUUGUUCGCCGAGGAGGCCAAGUACCGACAGAUGGAGUUCUCCACGUGCCCCGAAGAUCGGCCGCUCGUGGUGCAGUUCUGCGGCAACGAUCCGGAGGUGCUGCUGAAGGCCGCCAAGUUCGUCGAGAACGACUGCGACGCCGUCGACCUGAACCUGGGCUGUCCGCAGGGCAUCGCCAAGCGGGGCAACUACGGGUCUUUCCUCCUCGACAAGUGCUACUGGCCCCUCCUCUACGCCAUGGUGCGUAAGCUGUACGAGAACCUGAAGGUGCCGGUGUUCUGCAAGAUCCGGCUGCUCCCGUCGCUGGACGACACCCUCCAGCUGGCCCGCAUGCUGCAGGACGCCGGCUGCCAGCUGCUCGCCGUCCACGGCCGCACGCGGGACAACAAGGGCCUCUACUGCACCCCCGCCGACUGGGACUCCAUCCGCAUCGUCAAGGAGGCGCUGGCGAUUCCGGUGAUCGCCAACGGAAACAUCGCGCAGUUCGAAGACAUCGAGCCGUGCCUGGAGGCGACGCGGUGCGAGGGCGUGAUGGCGGCGUGGGCGGCCCUGAACAACCCGGCCCUGUUCUCGGGCCAGGUGCCGGACAAGGUGGCCCUCGCCAUCGAAUACCUCGACAUGUGCGAGGCCUACCCCACCCAGCCCAAGAGCAUCCGCGCCCACCUCUGCAAACUCCUCAAGAAGCAGUUCCAGAUCCACGAGGACCUCCGCGAGCGCAUGCUCACGCACACCAAGACGCUGCCGGCCAUCCGUACGCUCGUGGAGACGCUCAAGCACCGCCUCGACAACGAUAUCCCGCCGGUGCUGCGGCCGCCCAAGGAGCAGAUCGAGGAGGUGGACGACGGCGAGGCCAUGGAGGGAGGUGCGCUCUUCGCGCAGGACGACGACGAGUUCUAG
Messenger RNA from Acanthamoeba castellanii str. Neff, 1293 nucleotides. Its product is annotated as tRNAdihydrouridine synthase 1-like protein. Bases 1 to 1293 code for a protein of 430 amino acids. The transcript is spliced from 9 exons. Gene Ontology annotation, biological process: tRNA processing. Gene Ontology annotation, molecular function: flavin adenine dinucleotide binding; tRNA dihydrouridine synthase activity. The record is from RefSeq and is a predicted model, not a curated record. Lineage: Eukaryota; Discosea; Longamoebia; Acanthamoebidae.